AUGUUUUUUAAUAGGUUGAAUAUAUGCGAUUGGGGAAAUCGAUGAAUUUGAACUUUUGGGAAUACAGUGGAUCGUAGGAGGGGGCACUUUUUUCGGGCACAGUGAUCGUGGAGUAUUGUGAACAAGGAGAAAGGAGGUAGUUGGAAGUUAGAACAGUGUGUGACGGUCAAUUACCAAACCGGUUGAACUUUCUUCUCGUGGCAGUGGGUCAAAGGAGAUUUAUGAAUGAGCGUCGACAGGGGACUGAACAUGCUGCACAAGCAUGGGAGCAGCAGGCCUCGUAGCAGCCUGCUGCACAAGGGCAGGGGUGCCUUUCUCAAAUCCAUGUCGGAGUUCCCAGUGGAGGGAGGGGAAAACGGUGACAUGCACACUGUCAUGGAGAAUUUCCAGAAGAAGAACAACAUGGUGUCCGGCAGGAGCCAUGUCACCCAUCAUCCACAGGUCACCUCGUCGUCACAGAUGCUGACGACGAACCAGAGCCAGAGCAGCAGCAGCAGUUCGAGCAGGGUGGCCAAAUCCUCCCAGAGGAUUCUUACCUCGUCCUCGUCGAGUGAGAUGAAAGCGAGCUCCAUGAAGAGCGAUCUAAGGGAACUUCAACGCGGCAUAUCAGAGAUGAAGAAUAACAUUUCCACGAAUUUCUCGCAGCGACUGCGCAGCAGCAUGGAGAACCUCGUGGACAGGGACGGAAACGGUACCGAAGAAGGCGAUCUGACGGAACCAUUGGUGACGUUUCCGGAUCCGGACACUCCGCCACCUUCCACGGGAACUGUCACGCUGACAGGAGGAUCUCCUUCGCAGUUGAGCUCGUUGAACUCGUUGAACAAUCUUCACAAUAUGAGCCCGCCGAUCAGUAUGUCGAAUAUUUCGAACAUGACGAAUUUACCUGCUGGACAGGAAACGAUGAAGUUCGAACAGAAGAAGAUGACCAGUGCUUCGAAGACGAAGGUUGUCACAGACGGUUUCAGCGCCGAGAAGGCGACCGCGAACAGCGCCGAGAUGAGAGCUUUACAGGCUGGCGACGUCUCGUACAAGGAGCAGAGCGCCGCGACGGCGGCGAGGGCGCGAGUCGAACUCGAUGGCGUCUCCGCUGAGAAAAGCGUCGCCGCAGCGAGGGAACAGAGAAGCUUAAAAGCUGGCGACCUGUCGCAUCAGGAGAGCAACAAUAUGGCGGCGUCCACCAUGAAGCUGCAGAGCGACUCGUUCAGCUCGGAGAAGAAAGCCAUGGCGGCGCAGCAACAGAGGCAAACCGUCACCCUGACCGGUAUCUUCAACCACGAGAAGCACAUGGCGGCGAGUUCACAAUCGAGCAUCACAAUCGCGUCGAAAGGCGUCACAUCGAAGUCGUCGAUGAUCAACGCGGCCAACGCGGUGAACCAACUGAUGAACGGUAUAAGACCAGCCGAAGAUGAGCUACUCUCCUUACCUCUGGACGAUCUAGACCUUCUCUGCUCCAAAUCGAGCCCACAGGACGUCGAUCGAGCCAUCGACAAGUACUCGAACUUCCUGGACUGUUUCGUGGAACGUUUGAAGGCCAACGAUGGAAAGAACGGCAAAGCUCCCUUACUACUAAACAGAGUGAACGAGAUAAUAAGAAAAGCCUGGGCAGUGCCCACUCAUGGCCACGAAUUAGGCUAUUCCCUUUGUAACACUCUUAGAACACGAGGUGGUCUUGAUUUGCUAAUGUCAAACUGCGUGGCCAGUGAUAAAGAGCUGCAAUUCUCCUCUGCUAGAUUACUGGAACAGUGUUUGACCACGGAGAACAGGGCACAUGUGGUGGAACAUGGUUUAGAGAAGGUGGUGAACGUUGCUUGUGUCUGUACAAAGAAUGCCAACUCUGUGGAUCACUCCAGAGUAGGCACUGGUAUCUUGGAACAUUUGUUCAAACAUAGUGAAGGCACCUGCAGCGACGUGAUCAGGCUAGGUGGGCUAGAUGCUGUGCUGUUUGAGUGCAGAAAGAAUGACAUUGAAACUUUGAGACACUGUGCUGGUGCAUUGGCGAAUUUGUCUCUGUAUGGUGGUGCAGAGAACCAGGAAGCUAUGAUCAAGAGGAAAGUGCCAAUGUGGUUGUUCCCUCUGGCCUUCCACAACGACGACAACAUCAAGUAUUACGCCUGCCUGGCUAUAGCUGUACUGGUAGCUAAUAAAGAAAUUGAGGCUGCAGUGUUGAAGUCUGGUACUCUGGACUUGGUAGAGCCGUUCGUCACCUCGCAUAAUCCCUAUGAAUUUGCUAAAUCUAACCUGGCACACGCUCAUGGUCAGAGUAAAAACUGGCUGGAGAGGUUGGUACCAGUGUUGAGCUCUAAGAGAGAGGAGGCUAGGAACCUGGCUGCCUUCCACUUUUGCAUGGAAGCUGGUAUCAAGAAACAGCAGGGAAACACUGAGAUCUUCCGGAUGAUAGGAGCCAUAGAGCCGUUGAAAAAGGUAGCCAGUUGUCCAAAUGCGGUUGCUUCAAAGUAUGCAGCACAGGCAUUGCGUUUGAUUGGUGAAGAGAUUCCUCACAAGCUUAGCCAACAGGUGCCUCUUUGGUCCACAGAGGAUGUUAGGGAAUGGGUGAAACAGAUUGGAUUCGCUGAAUGUGCACAGAACUUUGUAGAGAGCAGAGUGGACGGUGAUCUGUUGUUGCAGUUGACAGAGGAGAAUCUCAAGGAGGAUAUCGGGCUGACGAAUGGGAUCAGGAGGAGAAGAUUCACCAGAGAGUUGCAGAACUUGAAGAAGAUGGCUGACUACAGUAGUAGAGACACAGGGAACUUGAACAGCUUUCUGCAGUCGAUUGGCCAGGAGUUUUCAAUUUAUACAUACAGUAUGCUCAACGCUGGCGUUGAGCGGGACUCGAUUAAGAGUUUGACCGAUGAUCAGCUACUCACAGAGUGUGGUAUCACGAAUAGUAUUCACCGGUUGAGGAUACAGAGCGCUAUCAAGGAAAUGCAACACAAUCAGCUAGGUUCCUCAGAGAAUGAAUCAUCAGACAAGUCGUUGGAUGUGUUUGUUAGCUAUAGAAGAUCAAAUGGAUCUCAGUUGGCUAGUUUGCUAAAGGUACACUUGCAGCUGCGUGGUUUCUCUGUGUUCAUCGACGUCGAAAGGCUAGAGGCUGGCAAGUUCGACAACAAUUUACUGCAGAGCAUCAGGCAGGCCAAACACUUCCUCCUUGUGCUGACGCCCAAGGCUUUGGAAAGGUGUAUACAGGACAGCGAGUGCAAAGACUGGGUUCAUAGGGAGAUUGUAGCAGCUCUACAGUCACAGUGUAACAUAAUCCCCAUCAUAGACAACUUCCAGUGGCCAGAGCCUGAGGAACUGCCUGAAGAUAUGCGAGCAGUUUGCCAUUUUAACGGUGUACGUUGGAUCCACGACUACCAAGACGCCUGCGUAGACAAGCUUGAAAGGUUUAUGCGAGGAGAAAUUCCAGUCAGAUCAGAUAUUCCAAGAAGCAUCGCGUCAAAAGACGUGUCGCAGCCUAACACACCAGGUAACACGAAUAUGCGACAGCCACCAAAUUACCAGCGUAUGCACAGCAACGAAAGCAGGGGUAGCGAUAAAGAUUCGACAGGGGGGCGAGAUUGACUAGAGGGCCUGCCCACAGCCAUACCGAGCAGGCUUAGAAAAUCGUCGAGUCCGUCCCGUUGGUUAAUGGGCUUACCGCCUACGUCUCCGCGAUUGAAGUUCACCCACACGCACCCUGGAGGAAGUCCAAUCCCGAGAAGACCUCCACGUCAUCCACCAUCUCCAUCCACCAGGUCACGUUCGUUAGAGUUGUUAGAUCAAGACGAGAAGAAAUCAGUCUCGCCUGUCAGAGAGCCAGAGAAGACACAAACAAGACCAAGAUCCAGAAGCUUGGACGGUUUGCUAGAUGAAGAUGGUAUAAUGCCAGACAUGAAGACUGAAGAGUCACCUAAGCCAAGCAAUGAGAGCAACAAAACUGACUCUAACACGUCUCUGGAAACUCUGGACAGACUGUCCGAUGCUAAAGUGGAGGAUAUUCUUAUCCAGGCUGUGCCACAGAGUGUACAGAUCAAAGGAGAACAAGAACCAAUUGUUAAUCUUCAUUCUGAAAAUUGUGAGGAUCAAGUAGCUAAGUCGAGUGAAGCUCAGAGUCCAAGACCAGUUCCUAGACAGCGAGUGAAAACCGCUGUGGAGGUAAAAUCAGAGUCAGUGAACACUGUACAGCAAGAAGAAGCACAAAACUCGCCUAAUCUCGAGGAGUACAGCGACAAAGAGACAUCAAUACGUCCAUCGAAGCCGAAUCGAUUCGUGAACGUGGAUGAAGGAUUGUCAACUGUUGUCUCGAGUACAGAGGACAAGAAGGAGUAUUCACAGACGAGCUCUGACAACAUCGAUCCUUGUGACAACAGCACAGAGUUGAAGGAACGUUUGGUGGUAACGGGAAACGAUAAAUCGACACUGCUCAAGGCGAGGAGCUGUGGUGCAGGGCUAGAUUCCGACGAGAGCAUCUCGUCCAAUGAGUACAAGCCUAAAUCAAGGGAGCAAGGCUCGUUGCUCUCGCUGCCUACGGGGGCUGAGCCAAAACGAAAGAAGAACUUUAUGGACAAAUGCGUGAACAAGGUGCGGUCUUUCAUGAGGAAGUAACUCCGUUAAUGGAGUUACGGUGAUACAAAGACUUAUUUAAUUUUACAAUGUUUAAUGUAACUGUAGUAAAUAAUCGACGUGUUGUAUCGAUCGAACGCGGGUGAUUCCAAGCUAAGCGACGGCUUAGCAUUUUCACGAGAACCAAGUGUCGUAUAUAUUCGCUUGUUAUUGUCGUCAUCGGUUCAAACUGUUUUUCUACUUUGUAUUAGAAAUGUUUUGUUUUCGAGAUGUACAGAAUCGCCUCGACAAACAGUAUUUCCUUUCCCCCUAUUUUUUUUUAUUUCGACGAUGUAUCGUUUAAAAGAAGUGUACAUACUUAGGAUGUUCGAAGGAGAGAAGAAAAAGAAAAAAGAAAAAAAGUAUAAUAUAAUGUUCCCCCACGAAAGCCGAUUUAUAAUGUUAGUGUACACACGAGAAGUAUACACGAUAUUUGAAAAAAUGUACAGCGAAUUUAAGAAAGAAAGAAAAAAAAUUAUUGUAAAGCAUCGCCAUAGUAGUUAAUUACGAGGUAUCGUAAUUUCUACUCUGUACAAUGACAGGCAGCAUAAAAGUGUAACUAAUGUUGUGCCUAUUACAAAGUGUCUUCGUAGAAGUUCAGAAUUAGGAGAUGCGAGAUUGUUCUUCGAUAUAC
Habropoda laboriosa is the source of this 5212-nucleotide messenger RNA. It is a transcript of the gene Sarm, whose product is annotated as sterile alpha and TIR motif-containing protein 1. The record is from RefSeq and is a predicted model, not a curated record. NCBI's taxonomy places the organism in Eukaryota, Metazoa, Arthropoda, Insecta, Hymenoptera, Apidae. Gene Ontology annotation, cellular component: dendrite. Gene Ontology annotation, molecular function: signaling adaptor activity; protein binding; NAD+ nucleosidase activity. The transcript is spliced from 10 exons. Gene Ontology annotation, biological process: negative regulation of MyD88-independent toll-like receptor signaling pathway; signal transduction; response to axon injury.